This is a messenger RNA of Naegleria lovaniensis, 2202 nucleotides long. RefSeq lists its product as uncharacterized. The record is from RefSeq and is a predicted model, not a curated record. Gene Ontology annotation, molecular function: microtubule motor activity; ATP binding; microtubule binding. Gene Ontology annotation, biological process: microtubule-based movement. Lineage: Eukaryota; Heterolobosea; Eutetramitea; Acrasida; Naegleriidae. The coding region runs from base 1 to 2202 and encodes 733 amino acids. The transcript has 4 exons.
AUGAAUCGUAGUGGAAGCUUUAGGAGAAGCCUUAGCUCAACGUCCAUGCAACAAGCAGCAGCUUCGGCCAACAAGAGUAUCAACAGUGUCAAUAAUAAUAACAACCAACAAAACAUCAACAACCACACCAACGACUAUGAAGAUGUAGAUGAGGAAAUUGAGGAUCAAAUCGAUAGUGCAAGAAAUAUUGAGGAUGAUUUUGAUGCUUCGAAUCAACAAGAACAUAUUACUGUUGUUGUUCGUGUAAGACCACCGUUACCUCGAGAAAUUAAAGCGGCUCAAGAACGAGGUGAGCCCUAUGUGAGCACUAUCAAAAUUAACGACUCUCAUAAGAGUUUGACCAUCUCCGAUGCCCUUGAUAAUGAUUAUGGUGUGGGUCAUUCUUUUACUUUUGAUCAUGUGUAUGGUGAGGACAGUAGACAAGAUGAAAUUUAUGAGAAUCAUGCAAGAGGAGCAGUUCUUUCGGUUUUAAAAGGCUAUAAUGCCACUCUGUUCGCGUACGGCCAAACUGGUACAGGUAAGACUUUUACCAUGGAAGGCUUUAGUGGAAAGCGAGAACUGAGAGGAGUAAUCCCGAGAGCAACUGAAGACAUAUUUGAUUAUAUUGAAACCAAAGGUUCUUCGAAUAUUAAUUUUUUAAUCAGAGCUUCCUAUUUACAGAUUUACAAAGAGGUAAUUUACGAUCUACUGGACCCAUCUAAGAGCAAUCUUACCAUAAGAGAGGACAAGAAAAAAGGAACGUGUGUUGAGGGUCUCACAGAAGUGGUCGUCAGAACUCCAAAAGAAAUUUAUCAACUUAUCGAACGAGGCCGAAAAGGAAGAGCAAAAGCAGCCACCAAGCUGAACGAAGAAAGUAGUAGAAGUCAUGCUGUAUUUAUAAUCGUUGCAGAACAUCUUGAACGAAGCGUUUCCAAUGAGGAAGAUAUUGAUUGUGCCAAUGCUGAUGCGAUCACAGGAAAGCAAGGUACACAUGAGGUAAAAGAGUCGUAUCGUAUCGGAAAGCUUAAUCUAGUAGAUUUGGCUGGAAGUGAGAGAGUUUCUGUGAGUGGAGCUUCUGGAGAUCUACUAGAACAAACAAAAAAGAUCAAUCUUUCUUUGACAUGCUUGGGAAUGGUCAUUUCUGCUCUCACGAAAACAUACAAGAAAAAGGAAGUAUAUGUGCCAUACAGAGAUUCCAAGUUGACAAGAUUAUUGGCUGACAGCUUGGGAGGCAAUUGUAGAACCACCAUGUUGGCCAUGGUCUCUCCAGCUCUUGAGUUUUAUGGAGAAUCCUUGUCAACACUUAAUUUUGCAAAACGAGCAAAAUGCAUCAAAAACGUUGUAACAGUCAAUGAGGAUUUGGAUCAACGAGCUCUUCUCAGAAAGUAUGAAAAGGAAUUGAAGAGAUUACGAAUUGAGCUAUCAAAGAAGAACAAGACUGUAGUGGGAAAGCAAAGAAUUCUAGAAUUGGAAGAAGAGAAAAGAAGGGCUGAGGAGGAUAAACUCGCAGCCAUUGAGGCCUUGGAAGCACGAUCAAGAGAAUUCCUUCACGAAAAAACUCUCAAGAGAAAACUAGAAGAAAAGAUUGCCCAUCUUCAAUCUCAAUUGCUGGUAGGAGGUGAGAAAAUUGAGGAAACACCAGCGUUCCGAAAGCUUAUCAAACAAGAGUAUGAACGAGUCCAUAAGCAAUACGAGAAAAAGUUAGCUGAAUUGGAGCGAGAGCGUCAAUCCAUAGAAGAGGAUAAAGCACAGGUUGAUAGAUACAAGCAAUUGCUACUUAAACAACGAGACAUCAUGAUUGCCCUCACAGCAAGACUCAAUGAAAGAGAUGAAACUAUAUUGUCACUCCAGGAGGAACUUGAUGCUUAUGAUCACCAUCAGAAAAUGUUGGAGGAUGCACUGGAUAGAAAAACAGCAGCACUCAUCCAUCUACAACGAGUCACAGAUGCUGGAUUAAGUACUAAGGAAAAAGAAAAGCAAGCUCUCAGAAAAAUCAUUGAAGUCAAAAUGAUACCGUAUAUGAACACUAUUUACAAGAGUAUGAACGCCUUUGAAACUCCAGAAAUGGAAGAGACCACAAAACAAGUCAAGAAGCAGGUGGCCACCGUGACUCAACUCAUGAAACAAACGGCCAAUGCUCUUUCGUUGAAUUCCGGAAAUUCCACUGAAGAACAAUCCUCCACUUCCGAAGCCUCCUUAAACCAAUUCCAAACUCAUGAAUAA